AUGAAACCCUAUGUCUUUUUCUUCUGCGAGUGCAUAAACAUUUACCAGGUUAAAUGUCAUGUUUAUUGUGCGCCUUUGGAGCAGAAAUGGAAACUUUUACUAACUCAUAUAGGUCGUACCGAUGCGCCAUUUAACAAAGUCAUUUUGAAAUCUUUGUUCUUGUCUAAGAUCAAUAGACCUCCUGUUUCGGUGUCUAGAAUUGCUCGUGCUUUGAAGCAAAAAGGUGCAGCUGAUAAGACAAUUGUCGUUGUUGGUACUGUAACUGACGACAACAGAUUGUUGGAAUUUCCAAAGGCUACUGUCGCUGCUUUGAGAUUUACUGCUGGUGCUAAGGCUACCAUCUUGAAAGCAGGUGGCGAGGCUAUCACUUUGGAUCAGUUGGCAUUGAGAGCACCAAAGGGACAAAACACCACAAUUGUUAGAGGUCCAAGAAAGUCAAGAGAAGCUGUUAGACACUUCGGAUUUGGUCCACAUAAGAGAAAGGCUCCAAGAAUUUUAUCGAACGGUAGAAAGUUUGAAAGAGCCAGAGGUAGAAGAAGAUCAAGAGGUUUCAAGGUGUAA
This is a messenger RNA of Priceomyces carsonii, 561 nucleotides long. RefSeq names its product 60S ribosomal protein eL18 (gene RPL18). Bases 1 to 561 code for a protein of 186 amino acids. Gene Ontology annotation, cellular component: cytosolic large ribosomal subunit; ribosome. Lineage: Eukaryota; Fungi; Ascomycota; Pichiomycetes; Serinales; Debaryomycetaceae. The record is from RefSeq and is a predicted model, not a curated record. Gene Ontology annotation, biological process: translation. The transcript has a single exon. Gene Ontology annotation, molecular function: structural constituent of ribosome; RNA binding.